UCCCCUCCUACCUUCCCACCACUACCAUGAAGGUACUUGUGUUCAUUGCUGGUGUGGCCCUUGCCCUUGCCACUGCGGCCUCUGCCGAGGACAGGACUUGCAUUGCCAUGUGCUCCCGCACCGACGCCUCCUCCACCUGGUCCUCCAUGGCCCAGACGCCCGAGCUGUGGCUCCAAGCUGGCAGCCCCACUCCGGCCGAACGCAUCACUGUCAUGGUCGGCCUCCGUGCUCCUGAUGGUGGCCGUGCCCUUCGCGCCAAGUUCUUCGCUGUGUCUGACCCGGCAUCGCCCGACUACCGCAACUUCUGGAGCCGGAAGGAGCUGAUUGCUGCUGUGGCUGCUGACAAGCUUGAUGUGCAGGCUGUUGCUGCCUGGAUGGCCGAGGCCGGGGCCGAGCCGCGGCUGACGGCAACGGGCGACUGGCUCGAGACGACCAUGACGGUGGCUCAGGCCGAGACUCUGUUUGGCGCCAAGAUCGAGGCUUUUACCUGGGCCACGGACGACUCGGACGCGCGCAUUCUGCGAACGCUCGAGGCGGUGACGGUGCCGACGACUGUCGCGCCGCUGGUCACUGCCGUCGUCGGCCUGACCUCGUUCCCUGUCACGCUCGGUGCGCGCCGGUCGCGGCGCGAGUCGGGAGUGUCCCUUGGCACGCCCAAGGUCACGCCGCAGCUGCUGUACAAGCACUACAACGUGACCGAGCCUGCGCCCAAGGUGGCAAACCUGACGAUGGCGUGCGCCGAGUUUGAGCAUCAGUCGUUCUCGCCCCGUGACCUUACCCGGUUCCAGCGCGACUUUAAGCUUGCCGAGCAAAAGGUGUCCAAGGUGGUGGGUCCCAACGACGGGCUCGGCCACACUGAGGCCAACCUCGACAUCCAGUACAUCAUGGCACUCGCGCAGGGCGUCGAGGCUGAGAUGUGGCUCCAGUCCGGCCUCUCGUUCAACCUUGUCAAGUGGGCGCAGGACGUGCUCGCAUCGAGCGACAUCCCGCUGGUGUGGUCGAUGUCUUACGGCGAGGCCAUCGAGACCAUCUCGGUUUCGGAGGCUCAGCAGUACAACGCCGAGCUGCAGAAGUUCGGCUCGCUCGGCGUGACCCAGAUUGCGGCCGCCGGCGAUACCGGCGUGUACUCGCGCGGCCACCCGACCGGCGGCAUCUUCUACCCCACAUACCCUGCGUCGCUGCCGGCGGUCACCGCCGUCGGGGCCACCCAGAUGACCGACUCGGGUGACGAGAACUCGUGCACUGACUGGUCCGGCGGCGGCUUUGCUCCGUCCAAGUACUUUGCGUCGGCGACCGAGGCUCCGUGGCAGGUCGACGCCAUCCACGCCUACUUUGCGUCGGGUGUCGAUCUCCCGCCUGUCGCUUACUACGACUCGCACGGCACGGGCUUUCCGGACGUCUCCGCCCUCGGUGUCGACUUUGAGGUCGUCAUGGGUCUCAUCCGCGAGCCGGUCUCCGGCACCAGCGCUGCUUCUCCGACCUUUGCCGGUAUCAUCGCUAACGUCAACGCCCACCUCAUCAACGCUGGCUCGCGCCCGCUUGGCUUCCUCAACCCGUUCCUCUAUGCCCAUCCCGAGGCUUUUAACGACAUCACCCAGGGCAAGAACGACGACGGCACAAAGUAUGGCUUUGAGGCCACCAAGGGUUGGGACCCGGCGUCCGGCCUCGGCACCCCCAACUUUGCCGCCAUCCUCACCGCUGCCAUGGCUGCGUGAAGCAGUUGUGGUCUUACCCCCUCCCCAUGAAGCUCUUGAUUUUGUC
Messenger RNA from Thecamonas trahens ATCC 50062, 1761 nucleotides. RefSeq names its product tripeptidyl-peptidase 1. Bases 27 to 1715 code for a protein of 562 amino acids. The transcript is spliced from 2 exons. Lineage: Eukaryota; Apusomonadida; Apusomonadidae. The record is from RefSeq and is a predicted model, not a curated record. Gene Ontology annotation, molecular function: serine-type endopeptidase activity; tripeptidyl-peptidase activity. Gene Ontology annotation, biological process: proteolysis; central nervous system development.